ACAGGCUUUUGGAGGGGGGGCGUGGCAAUGAGGCAGCUGGACAUGGAGGGUUCGCUACUGAAAUGGACUAACUACCUGUCAGGCUGGCAGCCACGUUACUUUGUGCUGGACCGCGGCAUCUUGUCCUACUAUGAUUCACAGGAUGACGUUGGUAAAGGGAGCAAGGGCAGCAUUAAGAUGGCCGUGUGUGAAAUCCGAGUGCACCAGGCUGAUAGCUGCCGGAUGGAUCUUUAUAUACCAAAGGAGCAGUACUUCUACCUGCGAUCAGACAAUGCAGCCGACAGGCAGAGGUGGUUGGUGGCCCUAGGUUCGGCCAAAGCCUGCUUGGGGGACAGCGCAACUCAGAAAUCGAAAGAUGUGCUUCCAGAUAAUGAAAGUCUAAGUCGGAAGCUGUCAGAGCUGCGACUCUUCUGUGAUCUACUUAUGGGACAAGUGGCAGAAGUAAAGGAAGCAGUGACCACCGAUGAAGCGGCAUCUGUGCCAAAUAAGGAGAAACUCAACAUGGCGUGCUCCAACUUGCAGGGAACGUGCUCUUACAUCUGUUCUACUCUAGAUGACUGUAUAAAGUACGUCAACACCAACCUGCAUAAACAAGACCCUCCUCUGCCAGUUUUACCAGGAGAUGUGGUGGGCACCAAACUUCCCCAGAGUCGAAAGGUAAAGCGUUCUGUCAGUCAGCCUGUUGAGUCAACCCCUGCAAGGACUUCUAAUUUACCAAAGCAGGGUGAUGGGGUAACUGUGAUGAAGAACCUGGAGGAAUUGGCAAUGAGGUUACGUACCCAAGAACGGCAGUAUGUGCUGUCCAGUAAUGGAACAUCAGGAUAGCAAGUCCUAGUCCAUUACCUCAACAAGAAAUAUUGGGACAAAAUUCCAACAUCCCCCAUGUGAAAGAGAUACUAAGAAGAGCCACACAAGUCGAGGACAUUUUCUACAACUGAAGGUUUAUAGCUGUGUGUACACAGCACUAAGGGUGUGUGCAAUGCAACUGAUAAAACUGUAUAAUAUAUGACA
Molecule: messenger RNA, 1011 nt
Organism: Bufo bufo (common toad)
Lineage: Eukaryota; Metazoa; Chordata; Amphibia; Anura; Bufonidae
Product: pleckstrin homology domain-containing family A member 3-like
Exons: 8
Coding region: 28-825 (265 amino acids)
Biological process (GO): endosome organization; receptor recycling; retrograde transport, endosome to Golgi
Cellular component (GO): early endosome; trans-Golgi network; recycling endosome
Source: RefSeq, a predicted model, not a curated record